Rhipicephalus microplus (southern cattle tick) is the source of this 2961-nucleotide messenger RNA. RefSeq lists its product as uncharacterized. Gene Ontology annotation, biological process: phosphatidylinositol metabolic process; Ras protein signal transduction; phosphatidylinositol-mediated signaling. The record is from RefSeq and is a predicted model, not a curated record. Gene Ontology annotation, molecular function: guanyl-nucleotide exchange factor activity; protein binding; phosphatidylinositol-4,5-bisphosphate phospholipase C activity. Lineage: Eukaryota; Metazoa; Arthropoda; Arachnida; Ixodida; Ixodidae.
AUGUUUUGCUUGCACGUGCAGCUGUAUCCCGAAACCGGCGAGCAGAGCGGUGGAGCGGCGUGCGCAGCGGUGGCGUCGUCCCAGUCAACGGGGCGCUCGCCGGCGCCGCUGGUGGCCGUGCAGUCGACACCGACGCCUCCCCCGAGUGAAGACCACCUGCCACCGAGCGGGGGUGGUAGCCUGCCACUCAGUGCCUCAUGCCACUCACUGACGGCCGCCACGACGGGCAGCAGCCUGGGCUCCUCCAUCAACGACCUGACGCUCGAGGCCGAGCAGCUGGAGCGCGCCAUCCGCGCCAACGAUGUGGCCACCACGCGCCGCCUCCUGGAGCUGCACCACGGUCGCUUCUCGGUCAACCUGCACGGAAGCCUGCUGGACAAGAGCAGCGCCGGCUCGGCCAGCCAGGACAUGGAGAUCCUGCUGCGCAAAAGCCAGACGCUUAUCGACCGCUUCGGUCGCGGUGACUCAGUCUCCACAGACUUGGAGCCCGUGCCGGCCGUGUUCACAUCCGCACUGCACCUGGCCGUAGAACAUGAGGCAAUGGACGUGAUCAACCUCUUGCUCAAGUACGGCGUCGAACCUAAUGAGGCCGGCGUGCCUUUGGGCAGCCUGCGCCGCGGAAGCUCGGCCGCCUCCGAGGCCAGCGGCUCGCUGCGCCGUGCCACGCUUAGUCCCGAUCAGGCGCCAUCUCCCGAGCUGCGACGCCGCAAGUACGUACCGCUGCGUGCCGAGCUGGCCGCCUCGCUGUGCGUCGUUCGACACUCGCCAGACGGUCGAGAGAUUACCUUCGAAGAAGAGUACACCCGCGAUUUCCUCUACAGCCUGCCGCCUCUUUUCCUGGCUGCCGCGCUGAGCCGCACGAAUGCGGUGCGGCUCUUGCUCAAGUACGGCGCCUCCGCCAGUCCCCGCGACAAGAACGGCGUGACACCGCUGCAUCUGGUCGCUUGUCAGCCACAGCUAUCGUGGGACUGCGUGCACGCGCUGGUCGAAGCUGGAGCUCGCAUUCAUGUUGCCAGCCUGCGUGGCGCGACACCUUGUGACCUCGCUCAGACCGACUUGAGCACCGUGCAGGCCUCAGCCAUCAAUUCUGCCUUCGCUAGUGCUCAGAACGCCGCGGCUGCCGCCGCCGCGGUGCUGCAGCUCACUACUCCCGGGGCGCCCACGACCGCAGCUGCUGCCGGUGCCGUUCCCGCCGCGGUAUCCUCGGUAAUAUCCGCCGCACCACCUGUCAAGCCACCUCAAGAAGAGGCACACGUGACAAGAUCCAAUAUAUUGCGCCGCCUGCAGGACUCGAGGCCGGGCCAAACUCACCGUGGCUCGGCCCGCAAGAAGGAACAGCCCGAAGAACUGGCUCCGUCACCAGAUGGCCCACCACCACCUGGAAAACAGCGCAGCCCUGGAGUCGUCAACGUCGCGCCUGAGGAAGACAAGACUCAGGAAAGAGUACCCAGUGCCGAGCCGCAAUGUUCCAAACUGAAUCGCCGAAAAAGUGGCGACGAUGGCAGAUUCAAGACCAAGGUCAACACACCAUCCGCCGAAGACGCCGAACCAGCGAGCGAGCCGGUGGACGUGGACGCGAGCCUGGCGACGCUAACGCGCUUAGCGCACAACCCCGAGUGCCUGGACACCAUCCUUUUCGGUCUUCAGCGUCACCUGGCGGCCAUCAUUGAGCUCACACUGCUCGUGGACGGCGACCGGCUCCAGCGUCCACUCGCGGCGCUCUUCAACCGCAUCCUAUUGACGGUGACCACCGUGCAGAGCGACACGGGCCACCCGGCGGCUGACGAAGACAUGGUGGCUGCGCACAUGUGUCACCUUCUACGCGUGGCGCUGAGCAGCCUGCGUGGUGGACAGGCACUGCAGUUCACCGCUUUGCUUCUAAUCAACAAGCUGGUGGACCUGGGCGUUGCCCGAGGCCUGACGAUGAGGCCCAGCUGCAGCCAACCCUCCGGCCGCUGCUCGGUGCACAGACUUGCCGCACUGUGGCACCAGUCAUCGAGCGUCAAGGAGAACCACGGCUUCCAGCCUUUGCCCUCGGUGUUCCCUUGGAAAGUGCCCAGGGCCCCCGAUCCGCCACCGGGCCGCUGGUGGUGGUCGUGGCGCUCGGGCGUCCGCGACCCGGCGGCCGAUGCCGAGCCACCAUCCCGCGCCAGCCGGCCCAGCUUCCUGGCCAUUUUGGCUGACGAGGGCGUCGACUUCCUGCUCAACAUGCUCAACAACGCCAUUACGCUGCACAAGCGCGUUGUCGGCACCCGCCACCACUGCACACCAUCGCACCGAUGGCGCCAUUGCAGCUACCACUGCCUACAGAUUCUGAGCGCACGGGCCGUGCUUUUCAUGAGCCAAAACAUCGACGUCCAGAACAAACUGGUCGAGGAAGCCCACCUCAAGAUAUUGGUGAACGCGUUGGAUUCCACGCACGAUCCCCAACUGCUUUGCCUCGUGCUGCAAAUCGUCGCCACGCUGGCUCUGGUUCCCGACCACCACACGGCGCUCACGGACGCCGAGCUGCCGGACAGCCUGACGCAGCUGGUCCUUCCAUCGGACGAGUGGUACUACACCAACCACAGCACCAAGUACGCGCGUUACGUGAAGCAUCACGCCGCCAGGGUGCUCGUCUAUCUGGGAAUGGAACAGCGCCUGCGCAACAAGGUGUAUCUUUUCGACCUGAUAGAGGACCAAGCAGCCCCAUCGACGCCUAUGCUUGACAGCAGUGAAGACGGCUACAUUGUCGACACGUCGAUGCCGCCCUGUGCCGUCUACGAUUCGGCACAGCGGCUUGUCGGCAUGUCCGUUGAGACAUUCGUACUUGACAUGCUCAAGCACGCCGAGAGCCUCACCUGCUCAAUUGGCAAGAAGAGCGUGUCUCAGCAACAGAAGUCUUGCCUCGACUUCAUUUUUGAUCCAGUCAGUAAGUACAGAAAAGAACUCGCACCGGACUUCGGAAGAUGUCUAAUCUAA